This is a messenger RNA of Pichia membranifaciens NRRL Y-2026, 1815 nucleotides long. RefSeq lists its product as hypothetical. The transcript is spliced from 2 exons. The annotation marks the transcript as partial. NCBI's taxonomy places the organism in Eukaryota, Fungi, Ascomycota, Pichiomycetes, Pichiales, Pichiaceae. The record is from RefSeq and is a predicted model, not a curated record. Gene Ontology annotation, molecular function: protein binding.
AACAGCAGCAACAACACCAACAUCAUGCCAAGCCGUGCACAUUUAGAUGAGCUCUUGGAAGCAAUCAAGGGCGAAUUCGACAACCUUACCCGGGAAACCUCCCGCUACCAGGACGACCACCACGAGUACGAAAUCAAGUUGAACCAGCAGCACCAGGAGUUGACCAACAUUAGCAACACGGUCUACGAGUUGGAGCAGGCGCAUCGCUCGAUGAAGGAAGCGUACGAGAGAGAAAUCAUGAAGUUGAAGCAGGAGCUCGAAGUCAGAGACCGCUUGUUGGAGCAGCAAUCGCUGCAGCAGCAGGCCGUGGCUGCUCAGGCCCAGGCCCAUGCCCAUGCCCAGGCACACGCACAGGCACAGGCACAGGCCCAGGCGCACGCACAGGCCCAGGCGCAAGCUGUUCAGACCCUGAACCCAGCUCCCUACAGCCAAACGCCCCAGCAGUUGCCUCCUCCAAACCUCUCCUCUACUUCUCCUCCAGCAUAUAGCAACCAGCUGAACAAACCUGACAUCUUCAACAACAGCGGCAGCAGCGUCGACAAGAAGACUAACAACACGUUGGCUCCAAUCGCUCCUCUGGCCUCCUCGCUGCCAAACCCCGCCAGCAACGAAGCAACGUCUCCUUCGUCAAGCAAAACAGCCACUUAUUCUGGCUCCAAAUCUUUGACAAAGCCCCAACCAGCUGAAGAAUCGUUGAUAAAAAGAGCGCAACACAACAAGCCAAUACCUGCCUUCUUAAAAGAUUUUGAUGCCUUUGGCUCUCUACCAUACAAAAAGCAGCAUAAUGAUUAUUAUUUGGUCUACAACCCUAAGAUCCCCAAGAAAGUCGAUAUCUCCUUAGUUCAUUCGUUUGACCACACCUCUGUUGUGUGUUGUGUCCGUUUCUCCAAGGAUGGGAAGUUCUUGGCAACAGGUUGUAACAAGUUAACCCAAGUCUUCAGUGUCGAAACAGGUGAUCUAGUUGCAAGAUUGAACGACGAAUCAUCCGUUUCAACCAAUGGAGGUUAUGAUACCGAUACAGGCGAUUUGUACAUCAGAUCUGUCUGUUUCUCCCCAGACGGUAAAUUCUUAGCCACCGGUGCUGAAGAUAAAAUCAUUAGAAUAUGGGACUUGGCUACUAGAACAAUCGUCAAAUAUUUGAAGGGCCACGAGCAAGAUAUCUACUCUCUAGAUUUCUUCCCUGACGGUAAGAGGUUGGUUUCCGGAUCUGGCGACCGUACUGUUAGAAUCUGGGAUGUUUACAACGGUCAAUGUUCCCUGACUUUGAGUAUAGAAGAUGGUGUAACCACAGUUGCUGUCUCUCCUGAUGGUUCUUUGAUUGCGGCAGGUUCUCUUGAUAGAACCGUUAGGGUCUGGGACGCAAAUAAGGGCUACCUGGUCGAAAGAUUAGAUUCCUCAAAUGAAUACGGCAAUGGUCAUAUGGAUUCUGUUUACUCGGUAACCUUCACCAACCAAGGUAAGGAAAUUGCUUCAGGUUCUUUAGACAGAACAAUCAAGCUAUGGUCUUUGAAAGACCUAGACAAGCAACCAAGCAGUGUCUCAAAAUCCAACUGUGAAGUUACUUAUGUUGGUCACAAAGAUUUUGUGUUAUCUGUCUGUUGUACCCCUGAUGAUGAAUUCAUUUUGUCCGGUUCUAAGGACAGAGGUGUCAUCAUGUGGGAUAAAGAAACAGGUGAACCUUACAUCAUGCUACAAGGUCACAGAAACUCAGUCAUUAGUGUCUCUGUCUCGCCUGUUCUCAAUCCAAAUGGUGGCUACUUUGCAACCGGUUCAGGUGAUUGUAAAGCUAGAAUCUGGAAGUGGGAAAGAAUUACA